UCACCUUCCUUUGGGGUGUUAUCGGACACAAAUCGGCAAGACGACGACACUUUGUGCCGUUGUUCCGAGGGCCGCAAUGGCGGUGCGGUGCAAUACACUUUGCCCACACAUUCACACGAACAAAUUUCCCCGACAAUGGUCCCUCAAUUUGGGAUCCAACACAGGGUGUCCUAAACUCCUUACUGCACUUCCACCCUCUCUGCUAGCUAGCAAAUUUCCUUCGAUCUUGUGGCCCAAACUCUGGCCUGGGAGUUGACGUGGUCCCUUAAUUGUGAACACCGUCGCGCCUUGCGGAAUCCGCAGCCUGUUACCCAUGAUCGCUCCAGAAUGCGUUCCGACGCGCCCAGCUCCCACACAAUGGACCAGUCCGAAAACUACCUUCCCCCAAUGAUGUUCGUUCCAAAUGACCAGAUCAUGGGUCCGAGCCGGGCUCAACGCGUCCCAGUGGCACCAAGCAUGCUAUUCACCUACGCACAUAUGAGAGGACGGAAUCAGCAUUACUUUGAUCCCUUGCACCACGCAUUGUAUCCAGCUUCGGAUAGGCAACGAUUCAAUCACAGAAUGUGGCUUCCACCAAUUGCCAAAAGAGCGUCUCUAGAAGGACUUCCUCGAGGUGCGACUUUCUUCUGUGAUCCUAUUACUGCAGCAAAUUUACAGCCGCCUCAACUCCUCCCUCUCGCGUUGCAUGGUGGCAGUUAUCAACCACAAAGAGAGCAACAACCCCAGCUCACUUAUAAUGAGUACAUCCGACAGAAUCCUCCAGCAAUUGGGAAUAACCACUACAAGGGCGACAUGGUGUGGGCCAAUUUUGGUUACUACUUGGCCGAAGGCAAGUGGAUAGAUCCCGAGAGCGAAGGAGAGCUAUAUGAGGCCUACCUGAACCAGCCUAGCCCCCAUAGAGCAGAACCGCAUCUUCCAGACAUCCCGAGAUCCCGAGAUCAUGGACCUCGCAUCUUGACACCCCAAGAGCUGAAUGAAGUUUACCAAAAUUUUGCAGCAGAUGUCACCGACGAACAUGAUGCCGAAGGCGAUCCCCGUGACUGGCGUAUCAGCCCAGAGACUUUUGCCCAGUGGGCUGCCGGCGCCGUAACUGGAGAUCAGUAUGAAGAAACAGUCAUAAAGACGCCCGAAAAUCUUCCCACUGCCAGACGAAGCAUCGCCGAAAAGUGCAGGAUUCCUAUUCAAUCAAAGCCGGAAAUGCAGUUUGAUCUGGAGACGGGCAGCGUACUAUCUGGAGUCUACGAAAUUGAGUGUAGUCCAUCUCUUCUGUCAAGCCCACUUGGUCUGUAGUUAGCCUAACUGUAGACAUUUCUCGUGCUGACUUGAAACGUA
Hyaloscypha bicolor E is the source of this 1332-nucleotide messenger RNA. RefSeq lists its product as uncharacterized. The transcript has 4 exons. NCBI's taxonomy places the organism in Eukaryota, Fungi, Ascomycota, Leotiomycetes, Helotiales, Hyaloscyphaceae. The record is from RefSeq and is a predicted model, not a curated record. Bases 328 to 1290 code for a protein of 320 amino acids.